Drosophila takahashii is the source of this 1732-nucleotide messenger RNA. RefSeq lists its product as uncharacterized. Gene Ontology annotation, biological process: regulation of transcription by RNA polymerase II. NCBI's taxonomy places the organism in Eukaryota, Metazoa, Arthropoda, Insecta, Diptera, Drosophilidae. Gene Ontology annotation, cellular component: nucleus; transcription regulator complex. The record is from RefSeq and is a predicted model, not a curated record. Gene Ontology annotation, molecular function: DNA binding.
UUCGCCGCGGAACCAGCGACAGCACUUAAAAGAACACUUGGGAAAAACAAUAAAAAUAUUUCGCAAAAGUCAUGGCGAACGCUGGAAAAGUCGUCUGAAAGUGUAUCUAUUGGACCAUUGGAUCCCCACACAGCCAGCACAGCCAGCCCAUGAUGACGACCGAGUUCGGGGGCAGCCAGUUCGUGUCCAGCAAUCCGAAUGCCAGCUGCAGUGCGUCCCGCUGGCUGACGGAGGAGGUCUUCAAGCUGAUCGACAUUGUCCAGCGCGACGAGGCCAUCUACAAUCCGCGCCACAAGUACUACUUCUGCCGGCCGUACGUGGAGAACUUCUGGCGCGAGGUGGACCUCAAGCUGGAGAAGAAUCCGGGCGCCAGCCUGGCCAAGUGGACCAAUCUGCGCAUCUCGUUCCGGCGCGAGUACACCAACUAUCUGGAGGAGAAGGUGCCGCCCUGCUGGUCCUACUUCGACCGCAUGUUCUUCCUGCAUCCCUAUCUGCGCAAGAAGCACCAGCAGUCCAAGUCGCUGGACACCCAGGUGCAGGAUGCCCUGGCGCACCUCUCCAGCCUGUCCAGUCGCAUGCAGCGGGAGCGAUCGGUGGCCAUCCCGGCCAGCAGCGGUGGCCAGCCCACUGCCUCGGCCCACCAGUCGCCGCCGCCGGCGGCUCAGCAGCUGGACAACUACCUGGACUACUUCGACGAGGCGGAGCACAACAACUCCGAGCUGGAGGACAUCAUGGAGGAGGAGCAGCAGCGCAACAGCAGGUAUCACAGCCAGUUGGACAGCAACGACAUCAAGUCGGAGUGCGAGGAGCCGGCCGAUGACUACGAGCAGGAGGCCCACGAGCCGGACGACGAUGAGCAGGAGGACCAGGAUCCGCACAAGAUGGCGCCCACGUCGUCCAGUUCUUCGUCGGCCCAGCGUAGUUAUGCCAACCAGCAGCCGCACACCAGCCGCAUGCAUUUGGGACGCUUGCAGUUGCGUGCCUACCACGACGAGAUGCGGGGAGCAAUACGUCCGCGCUCCCAAGAACUCCAGGCUCCCACUGCAGCUGUUUCGGGGGUAAACUUCGCCUCGCAGCCGGCUGCCCACCCGAACAUUUCCCUUGUGCGUCCCACGUUCAGCAAGCCUGUCGAUCUGGUCAGCACCACCACUCACAGCGGAGGAAAUCCAGGAAUUGCUAACCCCUCAGAAGCAGAACCAUCCACAGCGGCAUUGGCCACGCCAAUUGCACCCAGCAGCAGUAGCAACAGCUACCUGAGUCAGCGGCACAACGGGCACAACCAUGGCCAUGGAGGACAUCAACAAGUGCCGCCUUCAUCGCUUCCUCUGCGCCUGGAGGCCAGCAACCCGCCAACUGCAUCCGUAUCGAAUGGAGGCGGCGUGGAGCUGUGCGACUGCAAGACCGAUCCGGAUGCCAUGUUUCUGAUGAGCCUGCUGCCCGACAUACAGAAGCUAAACGGGCGCGAUCGCGGCAAGAUCAAGAUAGCCUUCCAGAACAUCCUGCAGGACUACCUCUAUCCGGACUAGUCCCGAUCUCUGUGUAGAUACUUUCCGCUUUUGAGCAACGGAACCCAGUUCUGUUUACCUUCUCUGUUGAUUUUCUUUUAAAGCUUUGCUGUGCAAGAACAAAGUAUCCUUAAAACGUUCUAAACACUAUCAGAUAUGUUUAUUAAUUGUAUAAAUAUUUAUAAAUAUUUAAUGUGUAACACAAGAAUAAAUUCAUUUGCAAUUAA